AUGGAUAACUUGGAACGACUGAAGAAGAUGCGAGCUUCCAGCCGAGCGACUGUGACGCGUAUCAUCAACGAUUUGAAGACCCUCAUAGCUACAUCGCCCCACGAUCCUGCUCAGCUUACUGCGAAGCUUACGUUUCUCGAAACAAAAGCAUCAACCUUGACUCAGCUCAACCAAGAGAUCCAGGCCCUUAUCGACGAAGCAUCUUUGGAAGCAGAAUGCGAUGCCUGCGAUCAGUACUCGGAAUCUAUUAUCACUAUCUCGGUUCAAGUCCGUGAAGCUCUGAACACCGCUCUCGGUGCCACGAGACUGGCAUCCGCUCAGGUCGGCAGUGCUCCACAGCCUUCGUCUGCUACAUCUCAAGACGUGGGCCCUCCUGCAGACGGCGUCAAAUUGCCGAAGUUGCGGAUUGACUCCUUUUCUGGUGAGCUGUCUCAGUGGCAAGGUUUCUGGGAUCAGUUUCGUGUCAGUAUUCAUGAGAACCCCAGACUUUCUAACGUCACCAAGUUCAAAUAUUUGAUAUCACUCGUCACCGGACCCGCUGCUCGAGCGAUAGAGGGGCUAUCACUCAGGGACGAGAACUACGUUACGGCCGUCGAUAUCCUCAAGACACGGUUUGGCAAGACUGAGCUUUUGGUGAGCGACCACUUGGAUUCUUUGUUCGACUUGCCUCCUGUGAAGUCUAUUGAUGAUAUCAGAAGUUUGAGAAAGUUCCAUGAAGCUGUUACGGUUCGAAUUCGGAAUCUUCAGAGUCUGGGUGUAUCACGAAGCCAAUAUUCGAUUACCAUUUUCCGGACAAUUCUUCGGAAGAUACCUUCACCACUUGAGUUGGAAUACUACCGUGUGAACAGAACCGACUCUGCAACCGCCUCGGCAGCCACGUCGACGGCCGAUGAUCUGUCAUCACUUUUGGAUUUCCUUGAAAAAGAAAUUGAGUUUCGAGAACGGGUCCGCAGGCCGACAGCUUCGUCUAAGGAGGAUACUGCUGAUCGCCGCAAGACACCCCUUUAUCCUUCUGCUGCUUCUUUAGCAGCCAGCGCGACGGCAGCGGUGUGUGUACUCUGCAAGUCUAAGGAGCAUUCGCUAGAAGCUUGUACAGCCCCACUGACCGCAGCGGACAAGAGGAGCCUAUUGCGUCGGGAAGGACGUUGCUUUCUGUGUGGCAAGCGGGCACAUUUGUCGAAGGAUUGUCGCGUCUGCUACAGACUUCGUUGCCAAAAUUGCAAUAGGCGGCAUCUCACACAGUUGUGUCUGGAGGGCCUUUCCGCUUCGUCGUCCAAUGUCGCUGUUACUCCAGACAUCGUUACGACAUCUCCUGCUCCGUCGUCGAGCGCGGCAGUGGUUCAGGACAUCGUCACGACCAUGUCCUCUGCCCCACAUGCUCCCAAAGUGCAGCCUGAACGGGAAAUUCUUUUGCAAACAGCAAAGGUAUGGGUACAGGGCGAGAAUGGCCAACGACGCCUGGUGCGAGUUCUGCUCGAUGGCGGCAGCCAGCGCAGUUUUAUCCGCAAGGAUAUGUCGGCCAAGAUUGGAUGCACUGCGUUGCGUACUGAGGACUUGCAUAUUCACACCCUUGGAAAUGUCGCUCCCUCUCGUACUACAUACCGUUGUGUACAAGUAGUACUGUGUAGCCAAUUCGCUUCUCCUGACCGGGACCCUGCAGUUACGAUCGAGGCACUUGAAUACGAGCAAAUAUGUUCGAACAAGCUACCAGCCCUUAAUGAAGAUCUCUCAAGGCAGCUGAAAACCAUGGGUCUGGACAUUGCUGACGAACCCACGAAAGCCACCUGUGACGUUUCGCUGUUAAUCGGCAGUGAUUUUUACUGGAAGAUCGUCACCGGCGCUUCCGUUCGGUUAUCAGAACAGCUGGUAGCUGUUGAAACUCUUUUCGGGUGGACGCUACAAGGCCUGUCUGCGAACGCCUCCAAGCAAGACGGUUCUAUUGGAGUAAUGCAGAUUGGGGUACAAUCUGGAGACACCGUCAGCGAUAUUGACUCCCAGCUGCGUGCUUUCUGGGAACUAGAGCAUAUGGGCAUUGUCCACCGCGAAGAGUCUAACCCAGAUGACGACACUGUGCUCCAGCGAUUUGGUUCCUCGGCAUCGUUCGAAGAUGGUCGGUACGUAGUACGUCUGCCAUGGGAUGAAGAGAAACUGCAUUCGCUGGGUGACAACAAGGCCUUAGCAGUGCAGCGCCUCCAGGCCAUCACAAAGAAGUUGUUGCGGGACGAGUCACUGCUACAGGAGUACGAUCAGACUAUACGGGAGUAUUUGAAUAAUGGUCAUGCAGAGCGCGUUACAGACCCUGAAGUCAAUUCGGGACCGGUCUACUACAUGCCGCAUCACGCUGUAAUUAGAAGAGACCGGGAAACCACCAAAGUCCGCAUCGUCUUCGAUGCUUCAUCGAAGGCAUCUGGUUGCGUUUCGCUUAAUGAAGCUCUCCAUUCUGGACCUAAUCUGAACCCGGAUGUGCUGGAGCUACUCUUGCGCUUCCGCACUUACCCGGUAGCCCUUAUAGCAGACGUGGAGAAGGCUUUUCUACAAAUUGUAUUGGAUAAGCACGACCGGGACUGUUUAAGAUUUUUCUGGUACGCUUCAACCCCCCACGUGAAAGAGCCUUUACCUCCAUUAGAGACCUGGCGAAUGACCAGCGACGAAUGUUUGGCACAAGUGGUGCAAUGA
Molecule: messenger RNA, 2676 nt
Organism: Ornithodoros turicata
Lineage: Eukaryota; Metazoa; Arthropoda; Arachnida; Ixodida; Argasidae
Exons: 1
Coding region: 1-2676 (891 amino acids)
Molecular function (GO): nucleic acid binding; zinc ion binding
Source: RefSeq, a predicted model, not a curated record